UUCUUUUUAAAUAAAGCUGUGCUGGAAGGUAGUAUUUUUGAGCUUCGGACAAACUGAAAAGGUUUUACAGGAGAAACAUGUUUAGCAAAGAUUUGCCCGGAUCCUAGGCAGGUGAAGUUGUUAGGAAAUAGGCGCGAACGGCUGUGAAUAUGGAAUAUUAGAAUAUAUAUGGCUUUGGUGGAAACAUGACUGGGUUUUUGUUCUGAAAGCGGUAUUACAGCACUCCCGAAAUAGCACAUGGCUUCAGUGAUUCGACUUUAGACGUCAAGGUUCCACAAUGCUGCCGAUCCUGCUCCUCUGCCUGGCCACCAGCCAGGCUCUCCCUCAGAAGCCGAACCUGGACGCCAUCCUCAACAGGAGAACCGAUGUCUACAUCGCCGGGUUCUUCCCUUUCGGCAAGGGCGUCGAGAAUUCAAACACUGUAGGUCGAGGGGUGAUGCCCAGCGUGAAGCUGGCCCUGGACCACGUCAACGAGCACGACUCCGUGCUGAGGAACUACCGGCUGCACAUGUGGUGGAACGACACUGAAUGCAAUGCUGCAGUGGGUGUGAAGUCGUUCUUCGAUAUGAUGCACAGUGGACCUCACAAGCUGAUGCUGUUCGGAGCCGCGUGUACCCACGUCACGGAUCCCAUCGCGAAGGCCUCCAAACAUUGGCAUCUGACACAGCUUUCCUACGCAGACACCCACCCAAUGUUCACCAAGGAGGCGUUCCCGAACUUCUUCCGCAUCGUGCCCUCGGAGAACGCGUUCAACGUGCCGCGUAUCAGGCUGCUGCAGCACUUUAACUGGACCAGGGUCGGGACCAUCUAUCAGAACGAACCCAGAUAUGCCUUGGCACACAACCGACUCCUGGCGGAUUUGGACUCCAACGGAUUCCUCAUAGAAGAGACCCAGAGCUUCGCCACCGAAGUGAGGACAGCCCUCUCCAAGCUGAAGGAGAAGGACGUCAGGAUUAUCCUGGGGAACUUCAACGAGACCUGGGCUGUCAGGAUAUUCUGCGAGGCUUACAAACUCGAGAUGUAUGGCAGAGCCUACACUUGGCUUCUAUUGGGGACCUACAGCAAUAAAUGGUGGAUGCGCCGAUCCCCAUGCUCCAAAAGGGACCUCACCACAGCCCUGGACACCACAAUAUUGACCGACCUUCUCCCACUAUCUACUACCGGAGAAACCACCGUAUCGGGAAUUUCCGCCAAGGAUUACCAAGUUGAAUAUGAUCGAAGAAGAGGCACAGAGUAUUCCAGAUUUCAUGGAUACACAUACGACGGUAUUUGGGCAAUGGCACUGGCGAUACAGACUGUUGCCCAGAGGGUGAAGUUGAAGCACAAAGAGAAAACUGUCCAGGAUUUCCGUUACCGGGACAAAGAGUGGGAGCAGUUGUUCUUGGAUGCCCUGAGCAAUGUCACAUUUGAAGGUGUCACGGGUCCUGUACGUUUCUAUGACAACGAACGCAAGGCAUCGAUUCUAUUGAAGCAAUUCCAGGGAGAAGACGUAGGAGAAGUCAAAGUGGGAGAGUACUGUGCGGAGCGAGACCAUCUGGAUCUCAUCAGCUGGGAGCCGUUUAAAUGGGCUGGGAAAAAUCCGCCUAAAGACCGCACUCUACGUAUCAUCGAGCAUACGCAGGUCAAUAUCACCAUAUACUCCGUACUGGUAUCAUGUUCCAUUCUUGGGAUAUUGUUGGCUACCGGUUUCUUAGCAAUGAACAUACAUUAUCGAAACCAAAGGUACAUAAAAAUGUCGUCGCCACAUUUGAAUAACUUGAUCAUCGUGGGCUGUAUGCUCACGUAUCUGAGCGUUAUCUUCCUCGGUCUAGACUCUAGUCUUAGCAGUAUAGGUCUUUCUCAGGAAACGCCACAUGGAGCUGCCUUUCCCUACAUUUGCACUGCCAGGGCGUGGUUACUAAUGGCAGGGUUCAGUUUGGCUUUUGGGGCAAUGUUCUCAAAAACUUGGCGCGUCCACUCUAUCUUCACAGAUGUAAAACUAAAUAAGAAGGUUAUUAAGGACUACCAGCUGUUUAUGGUGGUUGGAGUUCUUUUAUGCGUGGAUCUGGCUAUUAUGACCACUUGGCAGAUUUCUGACCCAUUCUAUAGAGCCACGAAACAAAUGGAACCAUAUCCACACCCAACGAGUGAAGACAUUGUAAUAGUGCAAGAGAACGAAUAUUGUCAGUCGGAGAGAAUGACUAUCUUCAUCGGCGUUAUUUAUGCGUACAAAGGCCUUCUCUUGGUUUUCGGAGCAUUUCUGGCGUGGGAAACAAGACACGUGUCAAUACCAGCCCUGAACGACUCGAAACACAUUGGCUUGUCGGUAUACAAUGUCCUAAUCAUGUGCAUCAUGGGCGCAGCUAUUGCACUGGUCCUCUCUGAUCAUAAAGAUGCGCUAUUUGUCUUAAUCGCCAUCUUCAUCAUAUUCUGCACAACAGCUACAUUAUGUCUAGUUUUUGUACCUAAGCUCUUAGAACUGCGACGCAACGGCCAGCCCGGUUCAGCACCGACACGUAUCCGGGCGACUCUCCGGCCAGCCUCGACCCACGAAUGCCGAUCACCAGGCCCGGAACUGGAGAGACGGCUGAAAGAACUGCGCCAGUAUAACACAAGAUAUAGACGGACAUUACAAGCGAAAGAGAAUGAGAUUCAGAUGUUGCUAAGUAAAUUGGGAAGUGAUGCUGGUUCAGAAUCAUCUACGCGUGACUCUAAAUCUCCAGCUAUGCAGAGGACUAGACUGCCAGUUCCUAAAGAAAACAUAAGUCAUCCAGAAACCAGUGACAUUACAUCAGUAUGUAGUCUCAGUGCAUCAGCUGGUGCAGAAGCUGAAUACAUCAACCUUCAAAACCAAGCUAACGAAACAAUAAAACCAUCAGCCCCACCCGAGCCAAUCAAAGAAACUCUACUCAAAGAACCCAGAAAGGAACAGACAAAAAAUGUUUCCUUCAAGAACCACCUGGACUACACCAGUCCACCAUCAUCAAAAGCCGUGCCUGAGAAGGACCAGCUGGCUAAACUUCCUUAUGGAUGGACUGCAGAGGAACCAUCUGAGCCGACAAUAAAGCAAACAACGAAAAUCCCCGAGCCCGCUAAAGCUGAAGCGAAGACCAUACCAGCAUUGAAACCCAGCGAUACACAGACAGUUAAAUCCACGCCAGCAAAGAUCCAAGAACCUAUGUACACUAAAGCAGCCACGCCUAAAAUUAAUAAGACGCCAGAGCUCCAAAAGAAGAUCGUAAAGUCGCAAGAGUCGAUCUCAACAAAGACCACACCGUCCCGAGAACACAAAGACAGGCCAGGCCCGCGAGGUCACCGUCGGAUGUCAAGCGUGAGUCAGGGCGCCUUGCUGACCGAGCUGAUGCAUGUUUCUGUGGAUCAGGAUGAUAUAGAGCCUCCACCUGGUAUGGAGAGGAAGGUCAUAGGGCAAGAAAGAGAUCCACUACCACCAAUGUCUAAGCCUAAACAAGAAAUAGAAGACAUUUUAGAUAUUGAUCAGGAUUAUUCGUCUAUGGAAAGAAGAAAGUCUUGUCAGAGGCGAGACUCGGAAAAGAGGAAGAAGGAGUUCAUUGUAGUACAAAGUGACCUGUGGGACACGAAUACUUUCCAAUACACUUGCCAGAAAUCUCCUCCAGCCACCAAUAAACAUUCAAGCAGUGCGCAUGAUGGACACCAUCAUUCUCCAAUGCAGAGGAGUGUAUCGGAGAAGAGUCGACAGCAAUCAUCACCACAUCAUCAUAGGGAAACAGAAUCGAAGACUUUAGAAAGAAGGGCGUCCAAUGCCUCCAUAAAUUAUGCAGGUACACGAGGAGGCACUCCAGAAGGCUACCGGGAAGCAGAGACUCUCAGAAUGACGGAUCGACUAGCGAAACGUCGAGGGUCAGAGUUCCCACAGCCAGUGAGCACGCCCCCACACCAAUCUCAAAACAAGAGAAGACAGUCUUCGGCUCAAGUAAAGCCCUACCAAGAAGAUAAAAUAGAGAAGGUAGAAGCAAAACCUAGAAGACACGACGACAAACGGAAGCCAAUCCAAGAGCCACAGGAUUCGAACUGGCGACCUGAUCCUGACACGAUCAGAGUGUCGAAAGGCCAGGAUUCUCCAGCAAAGAGGCUGAGGCAGGAAGCUGAGCCCCUGAAGAGGGCGAAAGGAGUUGGGGACUCUCCGAGGCUGACGCAGGCGCAUCAGACGCCGAGGCCCGACCAUCACAAGAGCAGUCCUAAUGUAGCCUCCAGGCAUAAGUCAGGUUCACCAAAUAAUCGCGAGGAGCGCAAGUCGGCAACAUACAGUCGCGGCGACUCCAAACGCCAGGAGUCCGCAGAACAACGCAAGAUGUACACAGCCAGUUCAGAAUCGGAGCUGUUCGAGUGCGCCAUCUUGCCUAUCUUCCACAAACUCCUCACAGAAAGACACAAAAGCCAGCCGCAUGGCUUAAACCUUAGCUACGGCGUCAGCUGCCCGAAUAUAUCGAUAAAAUGCGACAUUGUCGAGUAUUUGUAGGUAGAUAUGUUAGGGAAAUGUAUUUUGACCGAUAAUAAGUACCUAUUAUUUCAUGAACUUUGUCUAAGUAUAUACCUACCAACUUUUUUGGGAGGCAUACAUUGCAUAAAUUGCCGUACCUGAUGGCGCGCAAAUCCGUUCAUUAGGUACCUAGCCUAGGUACCUACCAUGUUACGCAUACCAAACUUAGGUAUGUAUUUGUGUAUGUAACAUUAACUCAUUUAAAUCUGCAUAUAAUUAAGUACAUGACCUACAACUUGUAAAUCUACAACCGUACAAUUUUAUUUACAAGAAGAUGAAUGAGAUGUUUUUAAUAUAUGUACGUACCUACAUACCUCUGGUUGAGUAGCGCUGUUAUGUCGUUUCCUCAUAUAAGUAAGGGUCCAAUGGGUCCAUUUUUCACUUUAUAAUCUUGUUUUGAAAUAACCCCAUUAGUUUAGAAAGAAGUAACAUAAGAAAGGAAGAAAUAAACUACCCCCACUCCGUAUCUUCAACCCAACUCCCAAGUUUCCGAGGGAGGGUUACCAUGUUACAAAGUAAUACAAUCAUGGAUUUAGAAAGUACUUCGGAGUACCUACUAAUUUCAUGAAUACAAUAAUAGUGGAAACAUGUUGCCAUAAAUACGCUCUAUCUUGCUGACACGCUAUAUUUUGCUGAUCAAAAUGAUGUAAAAUACAGACCAAUGUGUAGAUAUAUUUGCUGACCAUAAGUUGCUGCCCAAUUAGUUAUUCGGCUGACCAAAUAAUACCAAAUAUAAAUUGCAAACAAUACCAGAAUUAUUUGCUGGAAUUUUAAAUAACACCCGUUACAUAAUACAUACGCGAAAGAUAAAUACAAAAUACGACAUUUUUAUUUAGUUAAAGCUUGUAUAACUAUUUCUAAAUAAAGUAGGAUGUGAAUAUUUUUAAGGAACUACUAUGAAUGUUACAUGUAAGAAAAAUCAACGACAAGUUCGCUCACGGGUUUCUAAUAAUAUACCUUUGUAAAAUAUACUUAUAAAUAUGAAAUUAAUUAACGUGACAUCUUUUUUAAAACAUCGAAUAAGUAAAUACUUACGUGUAAUAUUUAUUUAUAACUAUUGUUAAUUCAUCGUUGAUUCAUUGUAAAGUGCACAAGAAACUGUAAAGUGACGCACAUAUGAGUACCGUGGUUGUUACGUUGUGCUAUGUAAUAUUUUAUUGUCAGUUAUUUUAUUAUUUAAACAAUAAAACUUUAAUAGAAAUGUUCGAAUUUGAAAAAUAGCUUUCACGUUAAAUGGAGUAGUUUACGUUAAGUUUAACAUUUUUAAUUUUAAAGUCAACAAAUAUAUAAAUUAUAUUUAAAGUUAACUUUCCAUUUAUAAUAUGAAAUAAAUUUUAAUAUGUUUUGUGUCUAUUCCCUUGUGAUAAUCCUAUUUAGCUAGAUGCUAGUCCAAAAGUGUUCAAUUUAUUGUUCUGUUAUGUACCUAAUGUUUUCAAUUUACUAAUGCUUCGGGUAUAUUUGGUUACAAGUAAUAUAUUGGUAAUUAAUCAGAUAUAUUUAGUUCUCUAUUGCACGUAAUUUAAAGACUUAAUAGAAUUAAGAUUGUAAUUUAAGAUUGUAUAAGGAUUA
Molecule: messenger RNA, 6067 nt
Organism: Plodia interpunctella (Indianmeal moth)
Lineage: Eukaryota; Metazoa; Arthropoda; Insecta; Lepidoptera; Pyralidae
Gene: GABA-B-R2
Product: metabotropic GABA-B receptor subtype 2
Exons: 33
Coding region: 278-4477 (1399 amino acids)
Biological process (GO): gamma-aminobutyric acid signaling pathway; G protein-coupled receptor signaling pathway
Cellular component (GO): membrane; G protein-coupled receptor heterodimeric complex
Molecular function (GO): G protein-coupled GABA receptor activity
Source: RefSeq, a predicted model, not a curated record